AUGUCGAUCGAAUCCUCAAUGUUAAAUCGAUCUUCAGUCCUAUCUGGUUCAUCAUCUUCAUUGUUUUUUGCUUGUAACCGUCAAAUACAAAUUUCAACAAGGAUUUCCCCCCAAAUAUUCAGUUUUCCCUCUCGAAUUUCAACCAAUUGUAUAGUUCCGUACAUUCACAGAGGCUUCUUCAAUUCAAGACUCCGAGAAAGUGAGGUUUUUGAUGCUCCAAGUCAUUUGAGAUCUGUCGUAGUUAGAGGUAGUGGAAGUGAUAAAGUUGAAGACUGUACUGAUAGAGUAAAUUUAUGGUUUGUUGAGGUUUUGGUGAAGCGCGGAUUUGUUUUGGCGGCGAUGAUUUGCGGAAUUUUGGCGUUGGGGUGCCGGAGAGUUCUUGCAGCGGAAGGGGUUUUGGAUGCUGGUUAUGGAGUUUUUGAGCAGAGUGUACUGGCAUUGAGGAGCUCUUGGCCCAAAGUUUUGCUGGUUCUUCGGCUUUUUAAAGAGCAAGGCUUGGUUUUGGCUGCGCUUUUGGGUCUCUCUGCUUUUUUCUCAAUGGCUGAGACUUCAAUUACCACACUUUGGCCUUGGAAG
Ilex paraguariensis (yerba mate) is the source of this 576-nucleotide messenger RNA. NCBI's taxonomy places the organism in Eukaryota, Viridiplantae, Streptophyta, Magnoliopsida, Aquifoliales, Aquifoliaceae. The record is from the annotation of a GenBank genome assembly.